Molecule: messenger RNA, 1657 nt
Organism: Saccostrea cuccullata (small rock oyster)
Lineage: Eukaryota; Metazoa; Mollusca; Bivalvia; Ostreida; Ostreidae
Product: potassium voltage-gated channel subfamily C member 3-like
Exons: 2
Coding region: 11-1396 (461 amino acids)
Biological process (GO): potassium ion transmembrane transport; protein homooligomerization
Cellular component (GO): voltage-gated potassium channel complex; membrane
Molecular function (GO): protein binding; voltage-gated potassium channel activity
Source: RefSeq, a predicted model, not a curated record
AUUGAGCAGGAUGGACAUUGUGAAGAUCAAUGUAGGGGGUUUGGUGUAUGAAACUAGAACUCAAACUCUCUCUCGAUACCCAGAUACUUUACUAGGAAGACUUUCAAGAAAAUCCGAGUUUUAUGAUAACCAAAGAAAAUGUUAUUUUUUCGACAGAAACCCCGACCUUUUCCUCUCGAUUUUGGAUCUUUAUCGUACCGGGGCGCUCCACUUCCCCUCAUCCUACUGUGGUACUAUGAUAAAACAAGAACUGGAUUUUUGGGAACUUUCUCCCAAAAUGUUAUCAGAUUGUUGUCUACAGAAAUAUAUCCAAUCCGAGGCCGAUAUCCAGACGACACAGAUGUUGAAGAAGACGUUUGAGGAAUAUGUACUGGACUAUACUGAAGAAGAAUGUCGUACAAGUCAAGUCAAGAGGAUCCUCCGGAAGAUAUGGCUGACAUUGGAGGAACCCUCAUCAUCCAGAUUAGCUAAGGUUUUCAACUACAUUUUCCUUGCAAUUAUAAUCGUCUCCCUGGUAACUUUUGUGUUGGGUGCGCAUCCGUCUUUCAGAGAAGAAAAGCUACCAUACGCUGAUCUGUUGAUGAUAAUUGCGUACAAGGACAUUCGCUUUUUCAAAGAGCUCAACUUGCAGAACCCCAAAGAAGUCAUGCUUGGAACAUCUCUCCCUAACGAAGCACUAAGGCAUUGUGAAAUGUUCACGUCCAUUUUCUUCACCUUUGAAUUAAUCUUUCACUUCAUAUCUUGUCCAAGGAAACUGAAAUAUUUUCGAUCAGCUUUAAACAUCAUUGACCUUCUCAUAGUGGUUGCCAUGUGGGUGACCUUUGCCCUCGAACAAGAUCUGGAAUUUCUAGUGACGCAUUAUGAACUGGUUCAAUUUUAUUUAGUGAUAAAAUCCCUGCUCAUUUUGCGGCUAUUUCGGGUGUUCAGACUGAUGAAAGUAUACUCUGGUUUGAGAAUAAUGAUGAUGUCGAUUCGAGCUAGUUUUAGAGAUCUGCUUCUCCUAACAAUGACGUUUCUUAUCACGUCACUGUUCUUUGCAAGUUUUAUCUACUACGCUGAAUUCUACGUGGCAGAUUCUUUCUCGGAUAUUUUGAUAGGAAUAUGGUGGUCAGUAAUUACAAUGACAACUGUGGGGUAUGGAGACAUGUUUCCAAAGUCUACGUUUGGGCACAUUGUCGGAGGCAUAUGUGCGUUUUCUGGUAUGCUGAUUUUGGCCAUGCCUGUAGCUAUCCUUGCAACAAACUUCAGCGAUCUCUACCAUAAAAACAUUUUGAGACAAAUGAAAAAACUUUACAUUGAUCGAAAAAUUAAAGACGUUGACAAAUUACACUCCUCCAGAGUGUCUCCAACAGACAUUGGUGAAAAGCGUCCAGUUAAAGUGAAGUGUAAAUGGUGAUAUCAGAAAAGCGGCCAGUUAAGGUGAAGUGUAACUGGUGAUGUCAGAAAAGCGGCCAGUUAAGGUGAAGUGUAACUCGUAACUGGUGAUGUCAGAAAAGCAGUCUGGUUGGCAAUUACUGUUUCACUCGUUUCUUAAUAUUUUAUAAAUAACUAGAGCUGGCAGUUUUGGAAUAGGUCAUCCAUGUAGCUCUAACUGCACGAUUUCGCUAAUACUAUUUGUGGACUUAACAUCAUUGAAAUGGUGACUAGCAGAUCCGUG